ACUUUGGGAGGCCAAGGCGGGCGGAUUACCUGAGAGCAGGAGUUCAAGACCAGCCUGGCCAAUAUGGAGAAACCAUGCCUCUACUAAAAAUACAAAAUUAGCUGGGCGUGGUGGAACAUGCCUAUAAUUCCAGCUACCUGGGAGGCUGAGGCAGGAGAAUUUGCUUGAACCCAGGAGGUGGAGGUUGCAGUGAGCUGAUAUCAGGCCACUGCACUCCAGCCUGGGAGACAGAGCAAGACUCCAACUUAAAAAAAAAGAAGAGACAGGGUCUCACUCUGUGACCCAUGCUGCAGUGGUGUGAUCACAGCUUACUGCAGCCUUGACCUUCCCAGCUGAAGUGAUCCUCCCACCUUAGCCUCUCAAGUAGCUGGGACCACAGGCAUGGGUCACCAUGCUUGGCUAAGUUGUUUGUUUGUUUGUUUGUUUUUGUAAUGAUGGUGUUACGCCAUGUUGCCCAGGCUGGUCUUGAACUCCUGGCUUCAAGUGAUCUGUCCACCUCCACCUUUCAAAGUGUUGGGAUUACAGGCAUGAACUACCGUGCCCAGCCAGGAGCCAUUUUUAAAAUUGUAUAUUUUAAAGCUUUGUCUUAAAUUUUUCAAACACACCACAAAGUAGAAAAGAGUUUAAUGAAUCCCAUGUACCCAUCACUCAGCAGUCAUCAAUAGUCUGCCACACUACCCUUCUUCCUUCAUCUAUUCUGCCCUAGCUUUUUGUGGGGGAUAGUCUGGAGUAUAUUUUUUAAAAUCCUGACAUCAUUGCACCUGUACAUUUGUCAGUAUUCGUCUGUAUCAGAUAAGAAUUUUUAAAAAUAGUCACCAUACCAUUAUUCAUAUUCAACAAAUUAACAGUAAUGUCUUUUGUUUUGUUUUGUGUUUUUGUUUUGAGACGGAGUUUUGCUCUUGUUGCCCAGGCUGGAGUGCAAUGGCACAAUCUCGGCUCACCGCAACCUCCGCCUACCAGGUUCAAGCGAUUCUCCUGCCUCGGCCUCCUGAGUAGCUGGGAUUACAGGCAUGCGCCACCACGCCAGGCUAAUUUUGUAUUUUUAGUAGAGACGGGGUUUCUCCAUGUUGGUCAGGCUGGUCUAGAACUCCCGACCUCAGGUGAUCCGCCUGCGUCAGCCUCCCAAAGUGCUGGGAUUACAGGCAUGAGCCACCGCACCCGGCCAAUUAACGGUACAGCCCACGCUUGAUGGAAAAAAUUCUCCAAAUGGCUGAAGGUAUUGAUAUUGGGGAGAUGCCUUCAUAUGAUCUGAUGCUGCCCAAGUCUUCCAAAGGUCAAAAACGCCACCUCUCAACAUGUGAUGGUCAAAAUCCUCCUAAAAAGCAAGCCGGUUCCAAAUUCCAUGCGAGACCUCGUUUUGAGCCUGUACAUUUUGUAGCUAGUAGUUCAAAAGAUGAAAGACAGGAAGAUCCUUAUGGCCCUCAAACAAAAGAGAUAAAUGAACAAACACAUUUUGCCAGCAUGCCAAGAGACGUCUACCAAGAUUAUACUCAAGACUCUUUCAGUAUACAAGAUGGGAAUUCUCAGUAUUGUGAUUCAUCAGGAUUCAUUUUCACAAAAGACCAGCCUGUAACAGCCAACAUGUAUUUUGACAGUGGGAACCCCGCCCCAAGCAGCACAUCACAGCAGGCAAAUUCUCAGUCAACUCCUGAGCCUUCACCAUCACAGACAUUUCCUGAGUCCGUGGUAGCCGAGAAGCAGUAUUUUAUUGAAAAAUUAACAGCGACUAUCUGGAAGAAUCUUUCUAAUCCAGAAAUGACUUCUGGAUCUGAUAAAAUUAAUUACACAUACAUGUUAACUCGUUGUAUUCAGGCAUGUAAGACAAAUCCUGAGUAUAUAUAUGCUCCUUUAAAGGAAAUUCCUCCUGCCGACAUCCCCAAAAAUAAAAAACUUCUAACUGAUGGCUAUGCUUGUGAAGUUAGAUGCCAAAAUAUCUACUUAACUACAGGUUAUGCUGGCAGCAAGAAUGGGUCCAGGGAUCGAGCUACUGAGCUAGCUGUAAAACUCUUGCAGAAACGUAUUGAAGUUAGAGUUGUCCGGCGGAAAUUCAAGCAUACGUUUGGAGAGGACCUUGUGGUGUGUCAGAUUGGCGUGCCCUCCUAUGAAUUUCCUCCAGCUUUGAAACCACCAGAGGACCUGGUGGUGCUGGGUAAAGAUGCUUCCGGGCAGCCAAUUUUUAAUGCUUCCGCCAAACACUGGACCAAUUUUGUCAUUACAGAAAAUGCAAAUGAUGCAAUUGGUAUCCUUAACAAUUCUGCCUCAUUCAACAAGAUGUCAGUUGAAUACAAAUAUGAGAUGAUGCCAAAUCGCACAUGGCGUUGUCGAGUGUUUUUACAAGAUCACUGCUUAGCUGAAGGUUAUGGAACCAAGAAAACAAGUAAACAUGCAGCUGCCGAUGAGGCUUUGAAAAUUCUUCAAAAAACACAGCCCACUUACCCAUCUGUCAAAAGUUCACAGUGCCAUACAGGCUCUUCACCCAGAGGAUCUGGAAAGAAGAAAGAUAUAAAGGAUCUUGUGGUUUACGAGAAUUCUUCCAAUCCCGUAUGCACGCUGAACGACACAGCUCAGUUUAACCGAAUGACAGUUGAGUAUGUCUAUGAAAGGAUGACAGGCCUCCGCUGGAAAUGCAAAGUGAUUCUAGAGAGCGAAGUAAUUGCAGAAGCAGUUGGGGUGAAGAAAACUGUCAAAUAUGAAGCUGCCGGGGAAGCUGUGAAAACCCUCAAAAAGACCCAGCCAACUGUUAUUAACAACUUGAAGAAAGGAACUGUUGAAGAUGUGAUUUCAAGAAAUGAAAUUCAGGGCCGCUCAGCAGAGGAGGCUUAUAAACAGCAAAUCAGAGAAGAUAACAUCGGAAAUCAGCUGCUGAGAAAGAUGGGUUGGACGGGUGGUGGUUUAGGUAAAUCUGGUGAGGGCAUACGGGAGCCUAUCUCAGUCAAAGAGCAGCAUAAGCGGGAGGGGCUUGGUCUGGAUGUAGAGAGGGUGAAUAAAAUUGCCAAGAGAGAUAUUGAACAGAUCAUCAGAAACUAUGCCCGCUCUGAGAGCCACACAGAUUUGACUUUUUCUAGAGAGCUGACUAAUGACGAACGGAAGCAAAUACAUCAGAUUGCUCAGAAGUAUGGUCUUAAGAGUAAGUCUCAUGGGGUGGGCCAUGAUAGGUACCUGGUGGUAGGUAGAAAAAGACGGAAGGAAGAUCUACUAGAUCAGCUCAAACAGGAAGGCCAAGUGGGCCAUUACGAGCUUGUUAUGCCUCAGGCCAAUUGAGAUCUUCCAAUGCCUCAAGCAAAGUGAGAUCUUCCUAAUUUAUUUUGUAAAUGCCUAAUGAGGCAGAUUUUUGGAAUUUAAAAAAUGCUACAUGUCCUGGUUGCAGAGUAUAUUCAUCUUAAGAUGUCUCACCUUGUUCAUUUCAUAUAGUGGUUUAUGAAAUAUUGGAACCUAAAGAAUUCUGUCCACUUGUAUUAGCUUAAGCCAGCAGAUAUUGUGCAGUUACUGUUUGUGUCUUUGAUAUUGCUGUGUCCCUCAGAUUUUAGCAGUUUGAAAAGCAAGAACACAUAUCCAAAUAAAAUUUUACCCCGAGAAAGAAAUUGUCAUUUGAAAGGGCAUAGCACAGCAAUCUGCAACAAUAUGUAAAGUUGAUAUUGACUACAAUAUCUUAAUUCCAGAUUUACUGAAAAUGUCAGAUCAUUUUGUAUUAAUCUAUUUUCAUCUUUGUGUGAAGCCAGUUAUAGAAUGUUUAACAAUAAAUUGUGCUGUACAUGUAAAUGUCCUUACCAACUAAAUGAUGUAAAACUUUCUUAAUUUUAGUGUUCAUUUAUUUAUAAAUUCUACCAUGUGAUUUCCAGAAUAUUGGAAGUGAUUUACUGUAUCUUGUGAUAUAUGGGUUUUAACAAAAUCUAGUCUUCACGCUGAGAGAGCACUACUUGAGAGAGCAGUUGAAAGUUUCAAAAACUUUGGUUCAAUCUGAAGAAAGGAAGCUUGAACUGUUUGUUCUUGGUGCCUUGCAGAGAGACUCACAGCAACUCUCCAUUAUAGCUUUCACAGGGUUUGGAUGUGCAGGACAUCCAAGGCAGCCACAGCUGUGGUAGAGCUUGGUAAAAGACUGAAGACACAUUGGUGCUUUGAUGCAAAGGUCAGUUGGCUGGUCCCUCUCUCAAAAAGCUUAUUAAGCCUGAAAAGCCAACUUUGUAACAUAUUUAAAACUGCUAUUUUCGCUUAUUUCUGGAAUGUAAAAAAAUGUAUAAAAAGAAUUAGUGUAUACUUCCUGAAUAAAAAGGAGCCAAAGUUGAUGAGAA
Molecule: messenger RNA, 4289 nt
Organism: Callithrix jacchus (white-tufted-ear marmoset)
Lineage: Eukaryota; Metazoa; Chordata; Mammalia; Primates; Cebidae
Gene: NKRF
Product: NFKB repressing factor
Biological process (GO): negative regulation of DNA-templated transcription
Cellular component (GO): nucleoplasm; nucleolus
Molecular function (GO): RNA polymerase II cis-regulatory region sequence-specific DNA binding
Source: RefSeq, a predicted model, not a curated record